Molecule: messenger RNA, 5282 nt
Organism: Hymenoscyphus albidus
Lineage: Eukaryota; Fungi; Ascomycota; Leotiomycetes; Helotiales; Helotiaceae
Source: the annotation of a GenBank genome assembly
CGUCGUCAUAGCCGGGGCCACCGUUGAAACGAGCACUCCAUGUGUGUUGCCAAAUCCUCAUCCUCCUCCACGACCUGAUCAACAACCUCCUCUCGUCCAUGUGGAUAGCUUCGUGUUUUGAUUGAGCCGUGAUUGGCACAGGUCCUUCGCCGACCCCCCAAACCUCGCCAUGUUUGGGAACAGAAGGCGGAGAGCCGCCUCGAACCCGGUAGGUGCCAAUUCCCAUGAUACAUGCCAGAACCCUCGACCCAGAAAUCCUCGCGAUGCGACGACCGCAGUCGGAGCGCUGGCCUUCAGGCUAGACCACGGCAGCGCUACGACGGAACCCUAUCCACGGUUUAAUUACAGAGACAAGACGACUAACGACAUCUAUCUAUAUAGCCCCUCAACGGUCCAAAUGUCAAUUCCAACGCGGCCGUCGCUGCGGCGCAAGCCUUUCUGAACAACCGCACGUCGAAUGCUUCUUUAUCCUCCGCUGCCGCCGCCGCAGCUCUGCGAUCCAGGCCACCCACUCCCACAUCCGUCGCCGAUGUACAGACCAAGAGGACCUUAAGACGAGCUGGCUCGGUAGCUUCUACGGGCAGUGCGGGUUCAGGAAAACCUUCCUUGGAACGGAGGGGAAGUUCGAGCUCCAUGUCGGAGAGAACCUUCCGAGAUCCAUCUCCCUUACGGUCAUCGCAGCCAGUACCUAGUGCGGCAGAUGCACCGCCGGUUCCUGCACUCCCAAAGAAUAUACGGCCAGCCAUUCCAGAGAAAUCCCAUCGACGAGCGGCCAGCUUGGAUGUGUCCCCAGUGCGUGUCGCCCCUCCUCCACCAAAUAAACCGAGCGGACGAGGAUCAAGUUUGGGACCGACGAUGGCAUCGCGCAACGGGCGAGCGGGACAGAGAGAUUCGAGUCCAGUUAGUCUACAAGAGAGAGGUGGAACUCCGUCGCAUAGAGGGUCCGUCAAUUUUUCUUUGCCUACGAGCUCAAGACCUGCGUCACCCAUUCUCACACACAGACGGCUAACAUCAGCACCUCAAAGGGUAAAACCGCCAACGAUAACCUCCCCUACUAACAACAGUCUGGUCUAUGAUCCCAAUACCCGAAGUUUUUUACCUCAAGCGGAGGUAUUGGCUAUUGAGCAACGAAUGUACGACGCAGCGAAUGCACCCGUCAAGAAGAAGAAAAGAGUUGCGCCAAAGCAAGCAGUAGGAACACAUCUUGCCGACAAGACAAUGGGAGCAAAACCGAGGGGAACUGCUGUCGAUGCGAUGGAAGCUGCAACCGUACAAAACUCCGUGCCAAAGAGGGCUCUGGAAUCAAGAUCAGACCGAAUAACCAGACCGGAAGCUGUUUCGCAAAGCGUCCAAGAUUCGCCGGGGCGGGAGAAGAAGAAAGUAGUUUCGAGCGAUUCGGGAAGCGAUCAGGCAUCAUAUAUACCAAAUUCGUCAGAUGGAGAUGAUGAUUAUACUACUAACGCUACAGCAUCAAAUAACCAGGAAGGUUCUCCACUCGUUAAGAAGCCAUCAAUUGUGAGAGAGGAAAGAGAGAGGGAGGAGGAGGAAGAUGAUACCCCAAUAAAGGCGCAACAUGAUGUUCCCAAGCUGGAUACGAACACCACACGAUAUCGAACAACUUCUCCACAAACCCUACCAAGAUCACUUGCGGGGAGGGGCAAGGGACAUAUUUCGCCCGAACUUGGUCGGCAAUCGCAACAAAGUAUCCUUGCCAGUGAUGUGAAUCUGGAAGUGCCUGCGGACGAGGUAACACCAACCGCCAAAGGAAGCAUUCGAGGUGGGAGGGCAAAUUCUGUGAGCCCAGCACGAGCUACACACUUUGCAAAGUCGCCAUCCGAAAACCUACUUGUGAAGCACCAACCUCCGCCGCGGUCCAUAUCCCCUCGCAAAUCUGCGUUGAAACAUCCAGGAGCUGCUCGAGGGUCAUCACCACUUGCGUCAGAAACACAUAAAGGAAGCAUAUCCAAUGACAGUCCGGAGGAGCUUGCGGUUCCCAGAAAGAAGGCCAACCGUGUUAGUUUUGAUGAAACCAACGUGAUCGUCGGAUCGGCUGCUCCACCUGUCACCCUGGACUCUCCAAUUGUGCAAGGUCCACAAACGAGGAGAUCGUGGUUCAGCAUGAGUAGAGGGAAGAAGAAGGAAGCACCUUCUUUCGACGAUGAUGAUGGCCAGGUUAUGAAGCCAAGGCCAGCUUUGCCUUCCUUUGGGAGUGUGCGAGAAAAGAAGCCGCAACGAGAUGUUACUCCGGAACGCCCACUCAUCAAGCCCACCAUGACUGAAGGUACGGAAGCUACUGUUCCAUCUCCGCCGCUUACGACUCCACCUACUGCUGAAAAUGUUGAAAAUCCUCUGGGUCCAUCCAACGACUUUAUAGCCGGGUCGAUUCUAGCUCAAGACGCAGCGAUGAAAAAUGCGGCAAACAUAUCGAGAUCUCGGGAACCACUACCUACGGGGGAACCCUUACCACCACAAGUCACAUCUGUUGAUGGUAAUGGCUACCUUUCAGAUACGAGUAGCAGCGUCGCGAGCGGAGAUGAAUUCGAGGGCGCAGAAGUAAAUAGCCCGACCGAGAAUGGCAAGACCGGCAAUGGUGGUCUUCACAUUGAUACCUCCCAGCAUGCUGCAGAAAAUUCCACAGGCCGGGCAGACCUCGAUGAGCCAGAGUCCAAAGAGGAGGGAGUUCCAGGUAUUUCCAUCACCGGCGCAACUCCUACCAUAGAGGUCACGGAAAAGACGGGGGAAUGGCCAGACAUGCCAGGGGGGUGGGGUGAUGAGCACUCAGACUCAGAACAGAAUGAUCCUAGUACGUCGGCCGUGGUGGAAACUACUGUGGCACCACCAUCAGCUGUCGCCCCGCUUAGCUCGCCCGUUCUUGCAGGAACUAGUGCUCGUCGGCACCAGACGACGGCUAUCGUAGAAGAAAGUGAGGAAUCUGAAGGUGACAGCAUCUACAGUGAUGCUGCUGAGGAACUUGAUGGUGACGGCUUCAUGUCUCUGGAUGCUGUUGUCGACAGCCCUAUCAUUUCUACCUCCGGCGCUGAAACUGCCCUCACCACCCCACCUGAUAGCCCAACUUCAAAGGCUACAAGGGAGAGGGCGUACCGUCAGCUUAUUGAGAAAACAGGCGGGCCAGGAAAAGAUGAUGGUUGGGAAAAGGCCCAAGAAUACUGGAGAAGUCUUUCUACAGAGAAAAAGAGACAAUUGGAGCUUGAAGCAGAAGCCGAGAGUGCCCCUUCAUCGCCCACGAAACCUAAGGAGAAAGCGCCUGUGAAGCCGUCUCCGUCAGCUAGUGUUCCAGCGCCUCGGCAAUCUGCACCUCAUAAACAGAGAACUUACAUGAUUGCGCCUGGUACGAAGCAUGAUGAGCAGCCUAUUCCACUGCGGUCUUCCAUGCGUCCUACGCCCCAGGAUAUUCCCACCAAAGUACAUGUGAGAAAGUCGAUGAGAAGUCCUGGUGUCGAGCCCAAUUCUCCACGUGAGUCUCCAUCUGUAGAGCCACGAGGAACUUUGCAAAAAAGGCACCUCCCUAUGACUCGCACCACGGAUGACUACAAGCCAGACCCCGAGGCUGUUGAUGCUAUGAUAAGAAAAUUGACAGCUCAAAGAGCUGCAGCCGCUAUGAAGCAGCCAUCUGCGCCGCCAGCGCCUACCCUUCGAAGAAAAGGUUCAGCGGAUAGCGAUAGCAGUUUCAAGCGUGCCAAUAAGGCUUCUCCUGAUGUACCUCGCUUUAGGAGUUCUAUGCGAGGCUCUGUAGACAGUGGUCGAAAACAAUCCCCAAUUCCUGCAAGUCGUUUCAGCUUAAGGUCUUUGUCGCCAGGGCCUACCAAGCGCCGUCCAUUUAGCAGUAACGAGGCACCCCCCUUACCGUCUUCUCCUCAAAGUUUUAUGAGAAACUCGAUGCGCCCUUCCACUUCAGGUCCCACGCUUCGUGGGCCUCCAGCUCGUGCUAAAUCUCCAAUUCGUCUACCUGGAUUUCGUCGAUCCGCAAACAAAGCAAAAAAGAGCCAUGCCAAGAAAUCCGGGAGCAGGUUCGGCGACUCGAGUGACGAGGAAGAUGAUCGACCAGCGUUCCGGAGUCGCUUCAAUGAUUCUUCUGAUGAAGACGACGAGCCACUGCCCCCGAGAUCAAAUGGACUUCACAAGACGAUGCGAUCGAAUGCUCCAGUGCGUGGAAUUCCGAGGCGUUUUGGAACCGAAGAUGGCGAUUCUAGUGAUCUUCCUGACUCCGAUGACGAGAGGCCAAUUCCCAAAGCCGCCCAGGCUGCGACAACAGUUGAAUCUAACGGGGCAUCUAGGAGAGAUACCAAGUCGAGUGAGGGUGGUAUCUUGGCAUCUGGCUUUCUCCGCAGGUCGGGUAGUGGGAGAGGAGCAAUGAGUCCCGUUUCUGCGAAUGGGUCAUACACGCGACCUAAUACCGCAAGAAGGAGCAGUUUCAUGAGCAUUCUCCGGAGAAAAAAGGCCGAUCCUAGUUCCAAAGUAAGGAAGAGCGGAGCUGAGAGUCCCGCGAGGAGGGAUGCGCCGUUGGAACGGAGACGAUCCGAUCUAGCGACGCUGAAAGACUCUGAGCGGCCAACCUCUCCCAAAUUACAGAAGAGAAAUCCCUUUGAGAGGAGAGUCAGCGGUAAUACAGAGAAUGGGAAUGGGAUUGGAAGUGAUUGGCCCUUGGCUGCACCACCGAUGAUGGGUGAUGAGAGCAGGAGACCCGGUACGUCUGGGACUGCUGAUGAACCGGAACCCACCGCCGGAGGUGAUGAUAGACCUGGGCUGGGGAAUCGACGACAUACUGCUACGGGACUAGGUGGGGUGGACAUUCUUGGGGUGGUGCCGGGGAGGAAGAAGAAGAAGUUUGGGGCGCUUAGGAGGAUGUUUAGAUUGGAAGAGUAGAAGUUGAACUAAUUGCCCACGAACGGGAUUCUCCUUUUGUCUUUUGCUUUUUCUGGAUUUGGGCGAUAGGUAAAGGAGCGUUGUGAAGGUGAUGUUUUCUUUCAUUUGUAUAUUGUAGGGAAAGGGGACGCGGGGCUAGGUUUGGGGUUGGAUUAGGGGUCGUUGUAUCUUUGGGCGAGUCUCUGUUCUGGAGUUGGAAUCAAGCAUGUAUGAUGAGCAUAGGAUGUAAAAUGAACGAGGCUUGGAAUUCGGUCGGGGUGUUUGGUUGGUUGGUGCUAGCAUAGUAUACGCGGAAGACUAGGAAGGAAAGGAGUUUGUCUUUCUUUUCUUUUCUUUUCCUUUUUCUAGCUAUUCUAAUUAGAAUCAAGGGUGAUUACCUAGCUAGGUUAAUAUUUAAC